CCUACAUUUUGCCAAAUGCAUUUGUUUCCCUCCGAUAUCCAUUUCUCGAUUCUAGAGGAUCCAUUCCAAUACCAAAUCAUGAGGAACGAAUUUUGCUCAACUGUGCGAACUCCGGUACUAGAUUUCCUCAUCAAAUCCGCUCAACAACUUGAAGUUCCUCCGAUCGUUAAAUACGCUGGAUUAUCUUUCUUUGCCGAACGAUUCUACCCGAUCAUCUCCAGAUUUAAACAGGACAGUCUAGGACACUGGCUGUUACAACCAGUAAGAGAAAGCAAUCUCCAGCUGUUUGCUCUUAUUUCAAUAUGGAUCUCAAGCAAAAUACAUGAUUCUCAUCCCUUAUCUGUCAAAAAGUUGAAAACCGUGGCUGACAAGAUAAUCCAGGAGCAGCAUUAUACAACUAGAGAUUUUGCAGAUGCAGAGGUGAUCUUCAUGCAGGUAUUGGAUUUUGAGAUUGGUACAUCAAAUAUUGCCUACAGGUUCCUUGAAGACUUGGUUAUUCAGUUAAAGGAAGUUGCAAUAGUCGGGUACCAUUUGAAUUUUGAAGUAUGCAUGGACAUUAUGGAUCUUCUGUAUGAAAAGGAGGAAACAUCAGAUCUUUAUAGUUCUCCGCGUUCUUUAGCAGCAUCAAUCCUGGUUGCCUCGUAUGUUGUUACAGUUCCUAAACAAACAUGGGAGUUUCCUAUUCUUCCUUGGGUGAAACAUGAGAUGGGAAUCAAAGAGGAGGAGAUCAUAGAAGUUGUGAGAGACAUAUUAACACAUGUGUUACAACCAUGUUCAUGGUGAUGUGUGUGUGUGUAUGUAUAUAUAUAUAUGCUUACACCAUUCAACAAUGAAUUGGUUUGUGAAAGAUUUUUCUUUUGAUUUCAUGGGGUCCUUUCUCAUUAGGGUUGUUUGCGAUUGUGAAUCGUAGGUCUUGAGUCGUUUGUUCUAUUAUGUGAAUCUUGGUUGUUCAUUUGUUUCAACCCUCUUAGGUAAGUUCGUGACUUUCGCU
Messenger RNA from Cynara cardunculus var. scolymus (artichoke), 991 nucleotides. RefSeq names its product cyclin-J18. The record is from RefSeq and is a predicted model, not a curated record. The coding region runs from base 16 to 783 and encodes 255 amino acids. Lineage: Eukaryota; Viridiplantae; Streptophyta; Magnoliopsida; Asterales; Asteraceae. The transcript has 9 exons.